AUGGAUAAUGUCAAGAAUGAGACCCAAGUUUCUCCGUUUCUGUUUUCUGGCCUGACCAACGAUGGAAGACUCACCCCCUUCCUAUUCCUCUUCUUCUUUUUUGUAUAUAUUGUGACUGUGAUAGGAAACAUUGGAAUGAUAGCAAUUGUAAAAAAAACAACCAAAUUCAACACUCCGAUGUACUUCUUCCUGAGCUACCUCUCCCUGGUUGACCUUUUCUAUUCUACUGUUAUAACCCCCAGAAUGCUCUCCGAUCUUAUCUCCUCAAGGAGGGUCAUCUCCUUCAAUGGUUGUGCCAUACAGUUCUUCUUGUUUGCUGCUUUGGCAGGGACAGAAAUCUUUAUUUUGGCGAACAUGUCAUAUGACCGCUAUGUUGCCAUAUGUCACCCUCUCCAUUAUGCAUCCAUAAUAACCAAGUCUAAAUGCUUUUGCCUUGUUCUUCUUGCUUUCUUCAUCGGCUUCUUACAGUCGGCCUUACAGGCAAACUGUGUAUUUAGGCUCCAAUUCUGCAGGUCACACUUGAUCGACCACUUCUACUGUGACGUUCCUCCAUUGCUCAAGCUGUCCUGCUCCGAUACUUUGUACUGUGAUUUGGUGACGGUGUAUAGUGUUGGCGCUUGUACCAUUGGGUCCUUUUUACCCAUACUAAUCUCUUAUAUGUUUAUUUUUUCAACAAUUAUACGCAUGAAGUCAGCUGAGGGGAAGCAAAAGGCAUUUAGUACGUGCUCAGCUCACCUUAUAUGCACCUCCUUGUUUUAUGUUACAGUCUUCUUCACCUAUCUACGCCCUCCAUCCGACAUCUUUGAUGUCCAGGACAAAGUGGCUUGUAUUUUCUACACAGUACUUACACCAAUGUUGAACCCACUUGUGUAUAGCCUGAGGAACCAAGAGGUAAAAAAGAUCGUUCUACAAGCAGUAUGCCAUUCUACUGUGGUCAAAACUAUCCUGUCUGUCAUCAGAAAAAGGGUUAACAAUUUACCCAAACUGCUUAAGCUACGGAAAGUGACUCAUACGUAG
Molecule: messenger RNA, 1017 nt
Organism: Bufo gargarizans (Asiatic toad)
Lineage: Eukaryota; Metazoa; Chordata; Amphibia; Anura; Bufonidae
Product: olfactory receptor 5B12-like
Exons: 1
Coding region: 1-1017 (338 amino acids)
Biological process (GO): G protein-coupled receptor signaling pathway; sensory perception of smell
Cellular component (GO): membrane
Molecular function (GO): olfactory receptor activity; G protein-coupled receptor activity; odorant binding
Source: RefSeq, a predicted model, not a curated record